This is a messenger RNA of Amoebophrya sp. A120, 3164 nucleotides long. The record is from the annotation of a GenBank genome assembly. NCBI's taxonomy places the organism in Eukaryota, Dinophyceae, Syndiniales, Amoebophryaceae.
AGCAUCCUGUUCCGCAGGUAUUUUUUUUCGAACUGGUCUCUUUGUAGUUGCACGCAUUGGACGAGGUAGGAAGCAAGAGAAGCGGUCCAAGAAGCAAUGGCAACAAUAGAACAGCACUGACUGCCAUAUAGUACAACGGAUGUAAUAAUUUCAAACAAGCCGAAAACCUAGACAAAAACCAUGCCGGAAGACGCGGAGGGCCUCGGGAAUUACAAGGGCGUUAUGCUCUGCAACCGCCCUGGCGCAGAACAGGUUGCCGAAUCCAGUUCAAAACCCUUUGUUCCCGUCGGCCAUCACGAGCCCGUCGGCGUCCCACCCCCGUACAACAAGGGCGCAACCAUCGUAGACAGGCAGUGGGCGAGUUCGCCGAGAGCAGCCAAGCCGAAAAACAAGAUAUACGAGAACCAUAAAGAUUGGUUGAAAAGUUUAGAGAAGCGUGGAAAAGAGGUGGAGGAGGAAAGGAUAAGUAACGAGCUUAGUGCGGAAGAAAAAAAAGUGCGGUUGAAGGUAACUAAGCACUUCGUAAUGAUUUGUGUUGCAGGAUACACCAUGGAGUAGCUUUUAUCAAGGGAACGCUUGUUGAAACGGGUUGUCAAUGUCAUGUGUCAGCGCAUGUACGGUAUUACAAUGAAUAUAACAUCAAGAACCAGUGCAAAAAAAAAAUCCCAUGUCGUCAACAUGAAUGUUACUAUCACCCAGGCCCUCGCGGAUAAGUACCGAACCGACGUGCGAGCCAUGAUGAACCAAGCAACCGACGAGAAAAAGAAGAGUGCAAAGAAGAGGUCAAUACCACUGUGGGUGAAGGAGCGAUGGGACAAGCGAAUCUGUAUAGCAAAAAUUAAAAUUGCUCUGUGAUAGUGAUUUACGCAUGACAGAGUUCUUCCUGUGCUUUCUUCUUCAAGAUAAGUAAUCUUCUACUAGCGUAAAAAUGCGUAAAUGAAUCAAAUGAUCGUGAUCCUCCACAACAGUUGAGGAAGCAGUGAACCUGACCCGCACCACGCAGCAAACGGAGGGGGAUUCGAAGGACGAACCUGGAAAUAAAGUUCCUCCAAUAGAACCGGCUGAAGACCCGGAGGAGCUACUCGACUUUGCGUCCUCGCUGGAUUUUGAGCAGUUUGUGGACGAUUUGGAAUUUCGGGAAGCGUUGUCCGUCCUGCGCGACCGGGCGAAAAAGCUGGAGCGGGAGGAGAAAUUGUUCCAAAUGAACGUGUAUGCACUGCAAAUCUGUCUGGGUCUGAAAAGAAGGGGACUUGUGAUGCAAAUGUUCCAUCAUAGAACAAAAACCUGUCUUGCAUGAGCAGCAAAAUGUACCAAGGUUUUUGUCACCGGGAGACGGAAACGGAAUUUCUUAUGCAGGAUAGGCAUGGGUGGACUGGGCAAGCCUCCGCGAAAGCUGUGAUGUGAGGGCAUGCAUGACAGGCAUCGCGGGUCAUGUACAACUUGCGUGAGAAACUCCCUCAAUCCUCCAGACUCAGACAUAGUUGCAGUGCAUAACGUGGCCGAAAUGUUGGCAGAGGAGGGCUACACGGGGGAUCGCGCGCCAAACCUGUUUUUCUCCGAGGAGCCCAACGCGGUGCUGAGCAAGGAAGACCGGGUAUCCUCAGCAACAACGUGCCCACCCCAUAGUCAAGAUGGGGAAUCUGCUACAUACAUCAAUAAGCUUUGCCUGUUGCGCAUGACAGCCUCGCAAUCAGAUCUCGCAUUAAUCAUGCUGAUACGAGCAUCACAGAUUAUCUCAAAACAACACUAGAAAAUUCGUCUUAUGGGUCUACUUCGCAUGAGAAGGAUUGUCAUCAUGCAGGUUUGCAUUACAACUCUAGGGUGGGGGCGAUUUUUCACAGGAUGCCGGAGGUUGAUGAAGAUUUUGGCGAAAAAGGAGAAGUUAUCCUCAGCAAAAACGUCUCCACCCCAUAGUCAAGUUGAAAAAUCUGCAAUGCAAGUCUCCAAGUUUUAGGAGUUGCGCAUGACAAGUUUCCAUCUGCAGCGUAGUGCUGGUUAGCAAGGGAGGCCGCGUGAGAAGGUCGCUUUCUCUUCCUGUUCACAGCAUUACAAAUGCCAACACUGGAUUGGAAAUGCCUGUCAUGGAGAUGGGCAUUACAAAUCUUCCUGUCAUGGCGGAUUUGUAUGGCAAUUGUAGGGUGGGGACGUUUUUACACAGGAUAGAAGUACCGGGCCCGCAUGCCCGCCGGGCUGGUGGAGAAGUACUGGGGCGAGGUAGUGCCGGAUGAGGAGCAGGUAUGCAUUGCAAAUUACUUUCUCUGGGUCUACUGGACAUACUGUUGCUGGUAGUUGAAUCGCAGAGGAGGAGCUGCUUGUCCGGCGCAACACCAGCAUGGGAAAAUGUGCGAUUCUUAUUGCAGACUCACUCGUAACCGUAAGCCGCAUGACUAGCUGAUUUAGUAUUUCACGGCAUGACAAAAACAUUGGCCAAUCGCAUUCCAGGCAUCAUAAAUCCUUGUUGUCCUUCUGCUUCAACUCUUGCAUCACAAAUCCAGACCCAGAUCGAUAAUUGCAACGCAUAGGACGAGGAUGAGGUAGAAACGGCCACCGACGUCUCACAGCUUGUGGACGAUGUGAUGCCCAAACUCAAAGCCAUCCACUCCAAGGCCAGCGCAACCAAGGCGGUCACCACCGCGGUUGAGGGCAAGGAGUGAGAAGCUGAAAAAGUGCACCAGGACGACGAGGAGCUGCGAUGCACGGGACCUGCGAGACGAGCUGGCUCAAGCUGUGCAGCUGAUGAAGUGUGUGCACAACUAUCUUGCUUAGCAAGAACCGUUUUAGUAUCCUCGUUUUGAAUCAAUUCAUCAAAUCCAAACGUCUAUUUCCUCAACAUCGUAAUUGAUGUAGUGCGGAAAAAUAACUAAUACACAAAAAACCGUUUUCAUCAUCAAAGCUAUUUGCGAUCAGGUCUGAAUCUGGUUCAGAUCUUGCGAGUACAAGACCCGUUUUCAUCAAGUUUAUUCACCGAUCACACACGACGACAAUGUUGUUUAUCUAACUAAAAAUCUGAACGGAGUCUAUGGCGAAAUGAAUGUUGUAAAUGCAAUUAGAUGGUGGAGAACAAGACGUGCUGCUGUACAAAAAGUGUUUCAAUGGCCACCGCAAAUGAACGCGAAACCAAAUAAAGUACUAGAUCGUGCUGCCAAAAUCAAGCGGAGCAGAAU